AUGUCUUCACGAUCCGACAUCAAAGAAAAAGGCAACUGGGCGGUCAUUUACGAUGACCGUAACGAAGAUGACCAAAAUGGCAGGAAAGAAGAGAAACCUUCCAGAAGAAGGCAGUCUCUCGCGCGAACGUUAUCUAUACCAAAGACCAUGUGUAUCAUGUCUGGCAACAAAACUAAAAUAUCAACAGUAGCUGAGCUACCAUCACCGAAGUUAAAACUACCUCAGCUAGGGACUGACUUGACGGAAAGGGUCUUUCCUGUUCGAUCGGUCGUCUCAUUUGAUUCCACGUCUUCAUCUGCCCUGCAAACACCUUCCCUGGAUAACCUCGAAACACCGAUAUCUCCUUUUUCAGACACAUGGGGCGUAGGCUACACCAAUGAACAAGCCGGCUCUCAGCAGAAGAAUUCGCCCGCGAAGAGCAUGAAUGCCGAGGAUGGUGUUCUAAAGAGACACGACUCUCUGGCUCGACUGCAUCAAAAGAGUGGUGGCGAGAGCGAGAUUUCGCCAGUGCUGAAAGGUCAAUUUUACGCUGGCCACAAUCUCGACCGGUUGGACCAGUUGAAAAAUACUGUGCAAAACGGUGGCGAGAUUCUUGACUUCCACAAGACAACAAAGGGAAUAUACUACUCGCAUGAAGAUGAAGAGGACAUUUUUAUUCAGUCAUUCGGUGCACUCAUUGUGAUGACAGAGUCCAGCGGUAGCUUCGAAGUACAGGUAGCGAGCGAAAACUCCGAGAAAAUCAUUGGGCAUUCCUCUGAUGCCCUCUUCGAACUUCGAACAUUUUGUGAUAUAUUGCCAUCCUCGCAACAGAGCAACUUUCUUGCUCAUGCUCAAUUUGUUUUGAGUGAUGACUACUCGGUCGAGGAUUCUGGCCCUGAGGUUUUCUUCCUAUCUGUGUUAUCAUCCGAUGGACAUACCCAGAGUACUUGGUGUACCAUGCAUACCAGCACUGUAUAUAAGAACUAUGUGAUCUGCGAGCUCCAGCCCGAGGCUCAGGAGACAAAUGAUCGCCCCCAUUUGGAGAAUUUCGAGAGCCAAAUGACAACAUCUGAUAGCGGGAACCUGGAUAUAACUUCUGGUGCAUUUCUCGAGAAUGUCCAUCCUCCCGGGGUAAGUUUUAAUACCAGAACCACCAAAGUUUCAGACUCCUCGGAUAGCCAGGGCUUGGACUUGACUUCUGGGGCAUUUUCCGAGGACUUCCGCCCUCCAGGGAAAGAUCGUGAUGUUGAAAAUAGCAAAGUCCCGGAUUCAUUGGAGCUUCUCAAUACCGUUCCUCGAAUUCUCCAGCGUCUGGCAAAUUCUCAAACAUUAGAAGCACUUGUUCAACAUGCCAUUGCCGCUCUGCAAAGUCUCAUUCAAUUCGACAGAACGACCAUGUAUCAUUUCGAUAGUGAUCGCAACGGAACCGUGGUCGCCGAUGCGGCUGACACUUCGUCAGGGUUAACGUCGUACGAAGGCAUUCAUUUUCCGGAAUCAACCUUCCCCGAAGGGUUGAAGAAACUAUAUACACGCAAUACUGUAUGCUCCUCUUUUUCUAGAAGCCAUGGAACUUCAAAGCUUGUGUAUCGGGCUUCAACCAACAAACGACCCCUCGACAUGUCAAAUACCUACCUCUCCACAGCACCUGUGCUCCCAACGCCGCACACCAACAAUCCAGUCAGGGCUUGUGUGUCAAUUCAAGUUAAUGUUUUUGGCAAGCUUUGGGGUCUCAUAUCCUGUCAGUCUUACGACAGUAACCAAAGGCUCCAUCCGCUCAUCCAGAAAGUUUGCUGGUUUGUGGCCGGGGCGGUUUCAAGUAACAUUGAGCGUCUGUCCUACACCUUGCCCUUCCAAUUUCGAGAACCCGAUAUCGCCCUGAACAAAGUAGACACACUCCAGGCUAUCAAGACUCCACCUGGUGAUCUUCUCGGUCUGUUCGGGGCAGAUUACGCUGCAGCAUCGAUUAUGGGCGAGUCCAAGAUCUUAGGGAAACCAAUCGACUCGCAGGAAGUUCUGGCAUUGUUUGAAUACAUGAAAGCUAAAGAGAACGAUACUGUGUUUUGGUCCGGCGAUAUCACCACCGAUUUUCAAGAACUCAACUACUCGCCCGGCUUUCAUCAUCUUUCUGGUUUGCUUUAUGUUCCUCUUUCGGCGGACGGCCGUGAUUUUAUUAUCUUCUUCCGGGCCAAUUUAGAAAGCCACAACCUUGCGUCUGAUUCAGGGAGAUCGAGUCGACAAAAUGAGUGGUCGUCAGCAGAGUUUGAGAAAGCAUCUGUUCUGUCUGUGCUAUAUCGCACUUUCACCGAUAUAUGGCAAGAGAAGGAGGCAACGCUGCAAAACAACCAGUUGAUGAGGCUUCUACUUGCUAAUUCUGCUCACGAGUUCAGAACACCGCUCAAUACUAUUAUCAACUACCUAGAAAUUGUUCUUGACGGAUCUCUUGACCAAGAGACACGAGAUCACAUUUCCAGAUCUCACUCGGCUUCUAAGUCGUUGGUUUACAUCAUUAAUGAUCUCCUUGACCUCACAAAUGCCGAAAUCGGACAACGGUUGAUAAAAGACGAGACGUUCGAUCUAUCAGAAACUCUCACGGAAGCAACAGAUAUAUUCUGGGAAGAGGCAAGACAGAAGCAUGUCGAUCUGCAAGUAUUCCAACAUGCAGCCCUACCUCCCGUCCUUGGAGAUCAACGACGGGUACGCCAGGUGAUCACAAACUUGAUUAGCAAUGCCAUACAGCACACAUCCACCGGAGCAGUAACAAUUGAGACUUGUGUCGUACCGGAACCGCUGGAGCCAGAUCAUAUUUGCGUUGAAGUCGCAAUACACGACACCGGGUCUGGCAUGUCCCAAGAGACUGUCGAAACAUUGUUCUGCGAGCUGGAACAAGUUUCCAACAAGGGAUACAUGCAGAAUCCUAAGUCAUACGAGCGCACUUCAAGUGGCCAUGUGUUGGAGACGGAAGGUGUGCUUGGUCUGGGCCUCGCGCUAGUCGCCCGAAUCGUGCGCAAUAUGAAUGGGCAGCUAAGCCUGAAAUCUGAAGAAGGCAAGGGGAGUUGCUUCAAGAUCAGGCUUUCGUUUCCUCUUCCGGAUGAAAAUAGUAGUCAAAUGCAGAACCUAUGCACUACGUCAAACGAGCCUCUGCAGGAAGAGGAACGAAGACAAGAGACAAAGCAAGGCACCACACCCUCGAGUUGCAUAACAAGCCAGAAAGAAGACGGUAUUCCGUGUGAAUGUGGUCAAGAUUCAGAAUUUGAAUCAGGCCAAUCCAUCGUGAAUGCCGAUGUAAGCUUGCAAACCGGCGAAUUAAGAAACCUGUCUCUUUCAGGCCAACAACUCGGACAGAGCAACUCGCUAGAUAAACCAACCACUUCCCUUCCAAAGAAUGAUCCCAGUCAAUCAUCAGAAGCAUCCAAAUCUUACAUCAAAGAGACCUUGUCGAUCUCACCAACCACAAACUCCCCAACCACCCAACCAAGCACCUCUCCGACAAUGGACUGGAACCUCCACAUUCUUGUCGCGGAAGACGACCCGACCAACAGCACAAUCGUCCAAAAGCGCCUUGAGAGAUUUGGACACACGGUACACAUGACAAGCAAUGGAAAAGAAUGCGCAUAUGCGUACAAAGCGAAUCCCACUGGCUUCGAUGCAGUGCUGAUGGAUCUACAAAUGCCCAUCGUUGAUGGCCUCGGUGCAACGCAGAUGAUACGCGAAUACGAGCAGCAAGAGCUAGCUAAUGAUAUCGCACCUGCGCCUCGAAUUCCCAUUUUCGCUGUCUCGGCUUCCUUGCUCGAGGAAAAUCGCAAAAUGUACAUGGAGACUGGCUUUGACGGGUGGGUUAUGAAGCCGAUUGAUUUCCACAGGGUUGAUCGGUUGCUUGGUGGUGUUAGGCUUCAGUGGGUGCGGGAGGAGGUUGUUUAUCGGCCUGGUGUAUGGGAGGCUGGGGGUUGGUUCGAGGCUUAG
Messenger RNA from Penicillium crustosum, 3939 nucleotides. RefSeq lists its product as uncharacterized. The transcript has 2 exons. Gene Ontology annotation, biological process: regulation of DNA-templated transcription; phosphorelay signal transduction system; detection of visible light. Bases 1 to 3939 code for a protein of 1312 amino acids. The record is from RefSeq and is a predicted model, not a curated record. Gene Ontology annotation, molecular function: histidine phosphotransfer kinase activity; phosphorelay sensor kinase activity. Lineage: Eukaryota; Fungi; Ascomycota; Eurotiomycetes; Eurotiales; Aspergillaceae.